Molecule: messenger RNA, 5132 nt
Organism: Lonchura striata (white-rumped munia)
Lineage: Eukaryota; Metazoa; Chordata; Aves; Passeriformes; Estrildidae
Gene: FLT1
Product: fms related receptor tyrosine kinase 1
Biological process (GO): protein phosphorylation; vascular endothelial growth factor receptor signaling pathway; positive regulation of kinase activity
Cellular component (GO): plasma membrane; signaling receptor complex
Molecular function (GO): ATP binding; vascular endothelial growth factor receptor activity; growth factor binding
Source: RefSeq, a predicted model, not a curated record
AGUUAUAAAUCAGCGAUGCUGGGGCUGGCGGGUAUCUGAUGCCCGCGGGAGGUGAAGCUGGCAGGGCGGCCCGCAGCGGAUACUCCGUUUCCGCAGGUCGGGCCGGGCCGGGGCGGGCGGGCAGGACUCGGGGGCUGCUGGAUGCCGAUUCCGCGCCUCGCUUUGCCGCUAUCUCCUCCACCGCGGGAAGCGCCCGGGAACGAGGAGAGCCCGUCGGAUCCCAGCCGGCGCCUCUGCCCCUGCCUCGCUGCCGUCGGCAGGGAAAAAGCCCUGCGUUCCCGCAGGCAGGACCAUGCCCCGCCAGCUGCUCUCAGGGACCGUGCUGCUGGGAGCCGCCCUCCUGCUCGCAGGAUCUAGUUCAGGAUCAAAACUAAAAGUUCCUGAGCUGAGUAUAAAUGGCAUACAGCACGUUGUUCAAGCCGGCCAGACUUUAAAUCUCACCUGCAGGGGGGAAAUGGUUCAUUCAUGGUCUUUGCCUGAAACUCUUAGCAAGGAUAGCAAAAGGCUGAAAGUAAUUAAAUAUGCCUGUGGAAGGAAUGGGAAGCAGUCCUGCAGUAGUCUGACCUUGAGCAGAACUCAAGCAAGUGACACUGGAAAUUAUAGCUGCAAAUACCCAACAAGUCCAGCAAAAAAGAAGAAGGAAUCUACAGUCUAUGUAUUUAUUAACGAUACAAGCAAUCCAUUUGUAGAGAUGCACAGUGAUAUCCCUAAAAUAAUAAACAUGGCUGUAGGACGAGAAGUGAUCAUUCCAUGCAGAGUCACAGAUCCAAACAUUUCUGUUACUUUAAAAAAGAUUCCACGAGAAACCCUAAUUCCUGAUGGCAAGACAAUAAUCUGGGACAGCAUGCAAGGCUUCAGAAUACCUAAGGCAACUUACAAAUUCAUUGGGCUCCUGAGCUGUGAGACAACUGUUGGUGGGCACACAUACAGCACCAAGUACCUAACACACAGAGAAACCAACACCAUUUUUGAUGUUCAGUUAAGCACCCCACGUCUCGUCAAAAUGCUGAAGGGAGACAGCCUAGCAAUUAACUGCACUGUCACUGCAGCCUGGAACACCAGAGUGCAGAUGACAUGGACUUACCCUGGAGAGACAAGGAAAAGAGGUUCAAUAACGCAGCGUAUUGACCAGAAGAAUUCAGAGGCCAACAUUUUUUACAGCAUCCUCGUUGUCGACAGAGUGCGGGAUAUUGAUAAAGGCCAGUACACCUGCCACGUGAAGAGUGGGCCAUCCAUCAAAGCUGUCAACUCAACAGUCAUUGUUUAUGAUAAAAUGUUCAUUAAUUUGAAACGUCGAAGAAAAACUGCGCUGGAGGCUGUUGCUGGAAGAAAAUCCUAUCGUUUGUCAAUGAAAGUGAAGGCAUUUCCCUCUCCGGAGGUUAUAUGGUUAAAAGAUGGGCUACCUGCUGCUGAAAAAUGUGCUCGGUACGUGGUUAAAGACUAUUCGUUAGUCAUCAAGGAUGUAGCUGAGGAGGAUGCUGGAAACUACACCAUAAUACUGAGCAUUCGACAGUGGAACUUGUCAAAGAAUCUUACAGUCACUCUUACUGUAAAUGUGAAACCACAGAUAUACGAAAAGGCUGUGUCAUCAUUCCCUGAUCCCAAUCUGCAUUUACUAGGCAGCAAACAAGUGCUGACAUGCACUGUGUAUGGUAUUCCUCCACCUAAAAUUAUGUGGAUGUGGUAUCCCUGUAAACAAAACCAUUCUAAAACAAGGCAUGGAUUUUGCUUUUAUACUGAAGGAUCUUACAUCCUGAAAGCUGGCAGCAAUGUAGGAAACAGGAUACAGAGCAUCACUGAGAGAACAGCUGUAAUAGAGGGCAAAAAUAAGACUGCUAGCACUCUUGUUGUAGCUGAAGCCAAAUCCUCAGGAAUCUACAGCUGUGUGGCAUCCAAUAAAGUGGGAAAAUCCGAAAGAAAUGUCAGUUUUAUUGUAACAGAUGUACCAAGUGGAUUCCAUAUUAGUUUGGAAAAAAUGCCCAUUGAAGGAGAGAAUUUGGUAUUGUCCUGUUCGGCCAACAAAUUCCUGUACAAAGACAUUGCUUGGAUUUUGCCUAGGACAAUCAACAAUCAAACAAAAGCGAAGAAGUCUCACAACAGGGACUACUCCAUCACCCUCACUCUGACCAUCAAAAACGUUUCCCUGGCACACUCAGGCACCUAUGCCUGCCGAGCAAGGAACGUAUACACGGGGAAAGAAGUGCUUCAAACGAAAGACGUUACAAUCAGAGCUCAAGAGGCACCAGCCCUGCUGCGGCAGCUUGCGGAUCAGACAGUGAACGCCAGUAACUCUGCCAUGUUGGAGUGCCAGGCUCGUGGUAUUCCUGAGCCCCAGAUAUCCUGGUUUAAAAACCAUGAGGAAAUACAGCAAGAACCAGGAAUAAUUUUAGGGCCUGGAAGCCGAAUGCUGUUUAUUGAAAGAGUAAAAGAGGAGGAUGAAGGACUUUACCAGUGUAUAGCCACCAACUUGAAAGGGUCCGUGGAGAGUGCAGCGUAUGUCACAGUACAAGGCAUAUCAGAGAGGUCAAACCUGGAACUGAUAACUCUGACCUGUACCUGUGUGGCUGCAACGCUGUUCUGGCUCCUGUUGACCCUCUUCAUUCGCAAGCUGAAGAGGCCUCGUUCCUCUGAAAUGAAGACCAAUCAUUACCUGUCAAUCAUAAUGGAUCCUGAUGAAGUCCCCUUAGAUGAGCAAUGUGAACGUCUACCUUAUGAUGCCAGCAAGUGGGAAAUUGCAAGAGAAAGGCUAAAACUAGGAAAAUCUCUUGGACAUGGAGCUUUUGGAAAGGUGGUACAAGCGUCUGCCUUUGGAAUAAGGAAAUCACCAACAUGCAGAAUAGUUGCUGUGAAAAUGUUGAAAGAAGGGGCCACAGCAAGUGAGUACAAAGCACUGAUGACAGAGCUGAAAAUCCUAAUCCACAUUGGUCAUCAUCUCAACAUUGUUAAUUUGCUGGGAGCUUGCACAAAAAAUGGAGGGCCUCUGAUGGUGAUUGUUGAAUACUGCAAGUACGGGAAUUUAUCAGAUUAUCUGAAGAGCAAAAGGAAUCUUUUCUGCUCUAACAAGGACUCCUCUCUGCAGGGAGAGCCAGUGAAAAAGGAUGUUGAGUCAGUGGAAAGCAAAAAACAAAGGCUGGCCAGUGUCACCAGCAGGGAGAGCUUUGCGAGCUCUGGGUUCCAGGAAGAUAAAAGUCUGAGUGAUGUGGAGGAGGACGAGGAGGAUGCUGAUGACCUGUACAAGUUACCCCUCACUAUGGAGGAUCUGAUCUCUUACAGCUUUCAGGUGGCCAGAGGCAUGGAGUUCCUCUCCUCCAGAAAGUGCAUUCAUCGUGACCUGGCAGCCAGAAACAUCCUUUUAUCUGAGAACAACGUUGUGAAGAUCUGCGAUUUUGGCCUCGCAAGAGAUAUUUAUAAGAAUCCUGAUUAUGUGAGAAAAGGAGAUGCUCGACUUCCUCUCAAGUGGAUGGCUCCUGAAUCCAUAUUUGAUAAAAUCUACAAUACAAAAAGCGACGUGUGGUCCUUUGGGGUCUUGCUGUGGGAGAUAUUUUCCUUGGGUGCCUCUCCUUACCCCGGAGUCCAAAUAGACGAGGAUUUCUGCAGCAGGCUGAAGGAAGGCACAAGAAUGCGAGCCCCAGAGCAAGCGACUGCGGAGAUUUACCAAAUCAUGCUGGACUGCUGGCAGAGCAAUCCCAACGACAGGCCACGGUUCUCCGAGCUGGUGAAAAAGCUGGGCGACCUGCUGCAAGCAAAUGUCCAGCAGGAAGGUAAAGACUACAUACCACUCAGCACAAUAUUUACAACAGAAAGUGGGUCUCCCCCUGCAUCUGAUCCUUUGUGCAAUGAAAAUUUUCCUGUUACAAGCUCAAGUUGUGGAAGCACCGAAAAUGUCAGAUACGUAAACACUUUCAAAAUAAACACCCCCCAGCGUAUAAAGACAUUUGAAGAGCUUCCCAUGAAGGAAACACUUGUAUUUAAUGAUUGUCAAGCAGACAGUGGGAUGGUGCUGGCUCCAGAAGAACUGAAACGUUUCACAUGGACAGGCAGCAAGCAGAAACGGACACUCUUUGGCAUUAAAGGUGCCAGCAGGAGCAAGGAGUCAGUGCUUUCUGGAAUAACCAAGCCAAGAAGCUUCUGCAGUUUCAGCUGUGACCAGCUCAGUGACUCCAAGCGAAGACACACCUGUGGUUAUGCAAUGCUGGAGAAAGUGAUUGCCAGCCGUUCUCCUCCUCCCGACUACAAUUCUGUUGUCCACUAUUCUCAGCCACCGGUUUAAGUACUUCUAGGCCAAGAUCUAAACACACAGGUUCUCAUGAAACACUAUCAGUUUAAAAACUCUGACCCAAAUUAUUUUAAUUAUCAUAAAACUUGAAAAGUUAUCAUUGGCUUAAUCCCAGUGGUCUGCUUUUCUACAGACCACAGCACAGAUAUUCAAAAUACAGCAAAAUAGAAACCUUGACUUUCCCAAAUGCUCAACACCAAUAACUUUCACUAAAAAUGCUGAGUGCUUCUGCAUCCAGGAAAACCUGGAAGGCCAUUAUUACAGCCUCUGCUCAAACUUGAGUAAUUUCUGUCCUGACUGGGAGAGGCAGAUGGGAGCCCUAGAGAGCUGGGAAUCUGCACUAGGCACUGAGGUAUUUGCACCCCAUGCCUGAAGUAUGUGUUGUGCUGGAAAACAAAGGAGCCUUCAAGAAGAUAGAAACUAGAAACAGACCACAAACUGUAUUUUUUAUAAAAACUACUUUGAGAAACUUGUGGGAGAGCUGAUGCUCUGGAGAAACUGAAUAAGCUAAUUGGGGAUGAGGCAUUAUAUGGAGCUUACUGCUCCAGAUGGUAUACACAGUAGGAAACCUUGCAAGACAAGAAUUUAAAAUGUGUUGCUAAACACAACUGGCAAGGAUAGAGGAAAGCUGAGACCAGAUCCAGGGUUGUAACGACAGGGAAUACAUACCAAUUCAGUUUGGACAAUCCUGCUGAAACCAAGAAAAUGAAGUUUUGCACUUUGUGAGUAAGCCAACAUGCACACACUGGAACCAAACCACAAGGCAGAUAGGUUAAAGCCAAUCUCUGUCCACAAAACCUCACAGACCUUCUAACACUGCACUGAUUGUAUUUUAUUUAUGGGAAUCUGUCUGAAA